Molecule: messenger RNA, 228 nt
Organism: Drosophila mauritiana
Lineage: Eukaryota; Metazoa; Arthropoda; Insecta; Diptera; Drosophilidae
Exons: 1
Coding region: 1-228 (75 amino acids)
Source: RefSeq, a predicted model, not a curated record
AUGAAAGCUAUAAUCGCUCUUAUCGGAAUUGUGCUGCUCGCCAUUGCUGGAGUGAUGGGUACACCUGUUGUUGUUGGACUGCCUCUUCCGCUGCCAAUUGGCGUGGGAUUUGGAAUACCACCGCCUCCACCUCCGUCGUACGGAUACUAUUCAUACCCACAUCACCACCACCAUCAUCAUAAUCAUGGAUACGGCUAUGACUACGGUUAUGGAAACUAUGGAUAUUGA